CUGGGCGGGCUGCUGUUUGGGUACGACAUCGGCAUCAUGUCAUCAAUAUUGCAGAUGGAGCAUUUUAUAAAAUACUUUGGCGCGCCAGGGUCGGUGGCACAGGGCAUAAUAGUCAGCUCGUUGACCAUUGGAUGUUUCUUUGGGUCGCUGAUAUCUGCGCCCGUGUCGGACCGGUAUUCGCGCAAGCUGACGAUAGUUAUUGGCGCCAUCAUCUGCACAAUCGGGUCGGCCAUCCAGUUCGGCAGCGUGAACCGGUCGAUGCUGAUCGCCGGGCGGUUCGUCAAUGGCCUGGCGAUUGGAUUUCUGUCUAAUGUGGUGCCUGUGUAUCAGUCCGAGUCAGCGCCACCGGCGAACCGCGGACGUAUGGUCAGCUUGCAGCAGUGGGCAAUUACGUGGGGCAUUUUCAUCGCAUUCGGCAUCGACUACGGGUGCUCGUACAUCAAGAGUGACAAGCAGUUCCGGCUGCCACUGGGGCUGCAGAUUGUGCCCAGCAUCGUCCUGCUGUUUACAAUGGCGUUUAUGCCGUACUCGCCGCGCUGGCUGGUCGCACACAGCUACAUUGGCGACGCGCGGCAGGUGCUGGGCCGACUGCGGGCGUACGGACAUGCCAGCGUGCCAGAGGUCGCCGAGGAGCUGCGGCUCAUCUACGAGACGAUCAAGACUGAAAAAGAGACAAAGAGCUCGUCAUACUGGGAGCUGCUAAAGUUUCCGAACCGGCGACGGCUGCUGCUGGGGUGCGGAAUGCAGUUCAUGCAGCAGUUCACCGGCAUCAACACGCUGAUGCUGUAUGCGCCCAAGAUAUUCCUCGACAUGGGGCUGAGCAGCGUGCAGAGCAUUGCCAUGUGCCAGGCCAUCAACGGGCUGGUGAAUGUGUCGUCGACGGUGCCGGCGAUUCUGUGGAUUGACAGGUGGGGCAGACGGCCGACGCUGCUGCUGGGCACGGUGCUGAUUUCGACAUUCUACCUUGUCCUGGCGCUGAUGAUGCGGUCGUACAGUGCGAUCAAGGCCAACGACAUGACGGGUGUCCUGAUUCACCUGGACGUCCACAGCAUGGGCAUUGCGUCUAUAUGCAUGGUGUAUCUUGUGGUGGCCUCGUUUGCGUUCUCGUGGGGUCCGUGCGGCUGGCUGAUUCCGUCAGAGAUCUUCCCAACGCACAUCCGAGCGCGGGCCACCUCAGUAACCACAGGGACCAACUGGAUCUCGAACUUUGUGGUUACACUGACCAGCCCGAUUCUGCUGGAGCGGGCUGGAUGGAGGCUGUUCUGCGCAUUCAGCAUCAUCAUGGCGAUGAACUUUCUGAUCAUCUACUGCUUCUUGCCUGAGACAAAGAACCUGACGCUUGAGGAAAUGGACAGCCUGUUU
Molecule: messenger RNA, 1362 nt
Organism: Linderina pennispora
Lineage: Eukaryota; Fungi; Kickxellomycota; Kickxellomycetes; Kickxellales; Kickxellaceae
Product: sugar transporter
Exons: 1
Biological process (GO): transmembrane transport; carbohydrate transport
Cellular component (GO): membrane
Molecular function (GO): carbohydrate:proton symporter activity
Source: RefSeq, a predicted model, not a curated record